Molecule: messenger RNA, 1293 nt
Organism: Haliotis rufescens (red abalone)
Lineage: Eukaryota; Metazoa; Mollusca; Gastropoda; Lepetellida; Haliotidae
Product: leucine-rich repeat extensin-like protein 5
Exons: 1
Coding region: 1-1293 (430 amino acids)
Source: RefSeq, a predicted model, not a curated record
AUGGAUCCGCCCUGUCUUGUGUUUUGGCCAGUGCGGGAUACGUCACCACAUGGAUUUCGGCCACUUCCAUCUAUACAAUGGAAUCAUUGCAGUGACUUAGCCUGUCAGCAAGCGGCAAAAGUCAUUAGGUUCAGUGAUGAUAACAAAAUUAUUCAACCCAAACCUUUCACAAUACAGAUCUUCAAAUUCUGCCUCCUGUCCCCUCAGCUAUUCAACGGUUGUCAAGAAGUCAAUAUUUUAUCAAAGAGGUACGCAUACGACACCAACCCCAGUGCCCCAUACACAACACCAGUGCCCAACACACAACCCCAGUGCCCAAUACACAACCCCAGUGCCCAAUACACAACCCCAGUGCCCAAUACACAACCCCAGUGCCCAAUACACAACCCCAGUGCCCAAUACACAACCCCAGUGCCCAAUGCACAACCCCAGUGCCCAAUACACAACCCCAGUGCCCAAUACACAACCCCAGUGCCCAAUGCACAACCCCAGUGCCCAAUACACAACCCCAGUGCCCAAUGCACAACCCCAGUGCCCCAUACACAACCCCAGUGCCCAAUACACAACCCCAGUGCCCAAUGCACAACCCCAGUGCCCAAUACACAACCCCAGUGCCCAAUGCACAACCCCAGUGCCCCAUACACAACCCCAGUGCCCAAUACACAACCCCAGUGCCCAAUGCACAACCCCAGUGCCCAAUACACAACCCCAGUGCCCAAUGCACAACCCCAGUGCCCCAUACACAACCCCAGUGCCCAAUACACAACCCCAGUGCCCAAUACACAACCCCAGUGCCCAAUGCACAACCCCAGUGCCCAAUACACAACCCCAGUGCCCCAUACACAACCCCAGUGCCCAAUACACAACCCCAGUGCCCAAUACACAACCCCAGUGCCCAAUGCACAACCCCAGUGCCCAAUACACAACCCCAGUGCCCCAUACACAACCCCAGUGCCCAAUACACAACCACAGUGCCCAAUACACAACCCCAGUGCCCAAUACACAACCCCAGUGCCCAAUGCACAACCCCAGUGCCCAAUACACAACCCCAGUGCCCAAUACACAACCCCAGUGCCCAAUACACAACCCCAGUGCCCCAUACACAACCCCAGUGCCCAAUACACAACCCCAGUGCCCAAUGCACAACCCCAGUGCCCAAUACACAACCCCAGUGCCCCAUACACAACCCCAGUGCCCAAUACACCUUUACGAUACUAUGACGGAGCCCAACCGUCAGAAUCAAGUGUCAGGCUCCUUCUACGAGGAUAUGUUAUCUUGUUGAAAUCAAUGUAA